GCACCUCUGAGCACCAUAGGUUUGAAAGUGUAUGUUCAAAUUAGAUUAAUAACGACAAGUUAGAUUGUGGGUCUUGUCAAACUACUUCCAACCGGCACUAAUGGAUCUUUUUGGAAUUCUGUUCUUAUGCGUAUUUGUUUCUGUAGCGAAGGCUGCGGAUGAGACGGUAUGCUACACUGACCUAGGUUGCUUUGAUAAGGGGUGGCCAUUUUAUGACUUCCCCGACCGACCUAUAAGUUACCUACCACACACAAGAGAAGAGGUCGGGACUGAGUUCCAAUUGAACACAAGACGCAACCCAGUUAUACCUCAGUACAUAUCUGCCAACAACCUAACCUCCAUCAGUAAAUCGUUGUUUAAUCCCAAAAAGCCGACAACAUUUAUCUGUCACGGAUACGCAGAAAACUCGGACGUUGAUUGGGUUAAAGAGCUAGGCACAACUUUCUUAAACAAUGAAGACGUAAACAUCAUUCGAAUCAACUGGGAGAAAGGUGCAUCCAUUCUAUAUGGACAAGCAGCAGCAAAUGCUAGAAUCGUUGGGGCAGAAGCUUCAUUUUUGAUUGAUCAAUUAAAGAAAUUCUAUGGCUACAGUGCGUCCAGCAUCUACUUAAUAGGCCAUAACCUUGGGGCGCACAUAAUGGCGUACGCUGGAGAAAGACAGACCACACCAAAGAUUGGUAGGAUCACAGGUCUAGACCCGGCAGGCCCAUAUUUUGACGGGACUACCCGAGCUGUUAGAUUGGAUACAACAGAUGCAGAGUUUAUUGAUGUCAUUCAUACAGAUACGGACCCUGUAUAUACCACAGGUAUGGGCAUUUACAUGCCGGUUGGACAUAUGGACUUCUAUCCAAAUGGUGGUAGACAGCAACCCGGAUGUGAUAACGGUUUGAUUGAAAAUAUAGUUUUAGAAGGCGAACUUUAUCAAGGUGGUGUCCAAUACGGAUUCUGUGAUCACUACAGGGCUAUCGAUCUUUACCUGGCUUCUAUUAACAGCAAAGAUCCUUUCACCGCAUUUGAUAGCAAAAAUUACGGCUAUGGCAAAGUUGCAUACCAGGCUUUCCUAGACGGAGACAUUUUUGAACAAGGUUCUAAAGUUGAGAUGGGAUAUAAUUCUGACGUAUACGCUGCCCCUGAAACCGGAAAUCGGAUAUUCUAUUCAGCUACAUAUGGGAAAUUAGCUGGUUAUCAGUAUCAUUUUGUCGUCUACAUCGAUAAUCCCGGUUGGCUGAAGGGCGACAGUGAGAAGGGCGUCAUUUUCGUAACGCUAGUAGGGUCUGAUAGUCAAUCACAACGCAUACAGCUGACCAGUGAAUCGUUGUACAUUACACCAGACGAACAAAUAAAGGUUGUGGCUAUGUCAGCCGUAGAUCCGGGUAAAUUAUCUGGGCUUUACUUUGAAUGGGAAUACGAUCCAGACUGGUAUAAGUUUUGGGACUGGGAUUUAUGGAACAACCCUAAAAUUUACGUUCACAAAAUCCUAAUGAAAUCAGGACAUACCGGAAACACCUAUACCAUGUGUGGCGAUACCAAAGAAAUCGAAGCGAACAAAGAUGUGAGGCCCUUUUUCUCUGUAACAGACUGCAAAUAAAGAUACCUUAAGGCAGCAGGAAUUACACCUACCACCAAAUAUAUUCUGAGUUAGGCCCGUAAAUUCAUAGUUAUUACUAAAAAUAUUUGGAAUGGUUUAGUUCUCUUCGAUGAUCCAAUAAAUAUUUAUAUAAAACACUGAAAACCGACUUACAUGUUUUGCUAUUAUAUUCUAUUAGCAUU
Molecule: messenger RNA, 1770 nt
Organism: Anneissia japonica
Lineage: Eukaryota; Metazoa; Echinodermata; Crinoidea; Comatulida; Comatulidae
Product: pancreatic triacylglycerol lipase-like
Exons: 9
Coding region: 101-1588 (495 amino acids)
Biological process (GO): lipid metabolic process
Molecular function (GO): carboxylic ester hydrolase activity; protein binding; lipase activity
Source: RefSeq, a predicted model, not a curated record